Messenger RNA from Trichoderma breve, 3084 nucleotides. Its product is annotated as ATPase family associated with various cellular activities (AAA) domain-containing protein. Gene Ontology annotation, molecular function: ATP hydrolysis activity; ATP binding; DNA binding. Lineage: Eukaryota; Fungi; Ascomycota; Sordariomycetes; Hypocreales; Hypocreaceae. Gene Ontology annotation, cellular component: DNA replication factor C complex; nucleus. The coding region runs from base 1 to 3084 and encodes 1027 amino acids. The record is from RefSeq and is a predicted model, not a curated record. The transcript is spliced from 6 exons. Gene Ontology annotation, biological process: DNA repair; DNA replication.
AUGCCUGAUAUCCGAUCAUUCUUCGCGCCAAAAGGUGGUGCUGCCCCCAAACCUGCGGCCCCCAAACCAGAGCCACCGGCGGCCAAGGGCAAACGAGGAAAAGGCCGGAAAGUUGUUGAAGAUAGUGAUGAUGAAGUUGUAGAAGAGAAGAAGCCUGCGCCGAAACCGGCGGCAAAGAAAAGGGAGACGGAGCCUAAAGGCGUAGCGAUAUCCGCCGACGACUAUUUUGCUUCAUCGAAAGAUUCCAAACCAGUCAAGGCAUCUCAAACGCCCAAGAAGAGCAGUAGCAAAAUCGUUAUCGAGGCCGAAGUUCCCGUUAGAUCUAGCCCCCGGGCCAAGAAAACCACAGCAAAACCGGCCGCUCCAGAGGAUGAGGAUGAGGACGUAGCUCCUCGAUCGAAAAAGGCCAGGACCUCGUAUAAAGCUCCUCCUGUUGACGAUGAUGACGAUGUGUAUAUGGAUGAUGGCGAUGAGGAUGGAGAUGACAUCUUUGCUGCUGACGCCAAGGGUCGUAAUAAGCGCAAAACCGAUGAUUAUGAGGAGGAAGAAUCAGAAGACGAAGUUCUACCAAAAUCAAAACGACUUGCCUCACGAGGACGACCUGCUUCUGCCAAGAAGACUGAAGAGAAGCCAGCUACCAAGACUGCAUCAGCCAGUAAGAAGCGAAAGUCACCAGAGCAGGAAUCAGAUGACGAAGAAGAAGAGCUACCGAGAAAGAAACCUACAGCUGCAAGCAAACCUCGAGCACCAAGGGCAAAGAAGGCAGACGAACCCGAAGAUGAGGACAUUCAGAACAUUCUUGACAGCGUAGCCACCGUGAGAGCGCCAACACCACCACCAAAAGAUCCCAAUGCGAAAUUCGACUGGAGAAAAGCUGCCUCAGGGGGGGGUAAUGCCGCUGCGGCGCCUACCCUUCCAGCCGGCGAGCUUCCAGAAGGCGAAGAGGAGUGUCUCAGUGGAUUGACUUUUGUUUUCACUGGCGUGUUGCAAACCAUUGGUCGCGAUGAGGCUCAAGCACUGGUGAAGCGAUAUGGCGGCAAAGUUACUGGCCAACCCAGUAGCAAGACAAGCUUUGUCGUGCUUGGAGGAGAUGCUGGGCCAUCCAAACUAGCCAAAAUCAAGGCAAACGGCAUCAAGACAAUCGAUGAGAAUGGCCUCUUUGACCUGAUCCGCAAGCUUCCAGCAUUUGGCGGCACCGGCAAGGGUGCUCAGAAGGCGCAAGAAAAGAAGAAAGCGGAAGAGGAAAAGGUGAAGCAGCAAGUUGCUGAAAUGGAGGCAGAAGAAAAAGCAAAGAAGCUAGAAGCGGAGAAAGCAGCGAAGAAAUUGGCUGCAUCCCGAGGCUCAACAAGCAGUGCACCCGUUGAGCCUGCGAAGGCACCUGAUAUGCUUCUUACUUCUAAAUACGCCCCGACACAGUUGAAUCACAUAUGCGGCAAUAAGGCGCAGGUGGAAAAGAUCCAGAAUUGGCUUCGAAACUGGCCAAAGUCCAAGAAGUACAAUUUUCAGAAACGUGGCGCUGAUGGCAUGGGAGGCGAGCGAGCCAUCAUUAUCUCUGGCCCUCCCGGCAUUGGAAAAACUACAGCAGCACACCUGGCGGCUAAGCUCGAAGGUUACGAUGUAUUGGAGAGCAAUGCUAGUGACACACGUAGCAAGAAGCUUGUCGAGGCCGGCGUUAGCGAUGUUAUGAACAACACGUCCCUGCUGGGAUUUUUUGCAGGAGAUGGAAAAUCUGUGGAUUCCACCAAGAAGAAGAUCGUGCUCAUCAUGGACGAAGUUGAUGGUAUGUCGGCUGGUGAUCGCGGCGGAGUUGGCGCCCUGGCCAAAUUCUGCAGGAAGACGGAGGUGCCGUUGAUCCUCAUCUGCAACGAGCGAAGACUGCCAAAGAUGAAGCCUUUCGACCACGCUGCGUUUGAUAUAAGAUUCAACCGUCCGACGGUCGACCAAGUCCGCUCUCGAAUCAUGACUAUCUGCCAUCGAGAAGGCCUGAAACUGCCUCCUCCAGUUGUUGAUGCUCUCAUUGAGGGUAGUAACAAAGAUAUUCGCCAAAUUAUCAACAUGAUUUCUACGGCAAAACUCGACCAAUCGUCCAUGAGCUUUGACCAAACCAAGGCCAUGUCAAAAGCCUGGGAAAAGCAUGUUGUCUUGAAACCUUGGGAUAUCUGCCAAAAGAUGCUUGCUGGUGGCCUAUUUGCACCCUCUAGCAAAGCAACGCUCAAUGACAAGAUUGAACUGUACUUCAAUGAUCACGAGUUCAGUUUCCUCAUGAUUCAGGAGAACUACCUUCGCACCAAGCCCAUGGCCCUGAGCGCAGAAAGCAUUAGCGACGGCGACUUGGUGGACCGCAUGAUUCAUGGACCGCAACAGCACUGGAGUCUGAUGCCUACACAUGCUGUUUUUAGUACUGUGCGACCUGCCAGCUUCAUUGCUGGCCAGUUGAUGGGAUCCAACUUUACUUCCUGGCUUGGAAAUCACAGCAAAACUGGAAAAUUGGGCCGGUAUAUUCGGGAAAUCCACUCUCACAUGCGACUCAAGUCAUCGGGAGAUCACAACGAAGUUCGACAAGAGUACCUGCCGCUACUGUGGUCUCAAACGGUGGAUCGAUUGCAGAAAGAGGGGAAUGAAGCAGUGGGAGAAGUUAUUGAGCUGAUGGACAGCUAUUACCUCACUCGGGAAGACUUUGACGCCAUCCAAGAGCUUGCAGUUGGUCCCAUGAAUGAGGAGAACGUCACUAUUGAGACCAAGACGAAGGCUGCUUUCACUCGAACAUACAAUGGCAUGACUCAUCCAUUACCAUUCAUCAAAGCCACCAAUGUUUUUGCACCGAAGAAGCAGACCAAAGAUGCGCCAGACUUGGAAGAAGCCAUUGAGGAAGAAGACGACGCCGAGCUGCUGGAGGCACCAGAUGCUGAUGAGGAUGACGAAGUUGACCUCAAGAAAGACAAAUACAUCAAACAGCCCAAGGUCAAGAAGCCAACAAAGAAGGCGACAAAGGUCGACACUGGAGAUGACGACACUACAGACUCGAAGCCAAAGGGCCGCGCCAAGGCCAAGGCAUCCGGAGCAAAGGGAAAGGCAAAGAAAUAA